AUGCCCCGUUGUUAUUGCUACCUUGCUUCUUGCUUAUGUCCCGUUGUUGUGGCUACCUCGCUUCUUGCCUAUGUCACGUUGUUGUGGCUACCUCGCUUCUUGCCUAUGCCCCGUUGUUAUUGCUACCUCGCUUCUUGCCUAUGUCACGUUGUUGUGGCUACCUCGCUUCUUGCCUAUGCCCCGUUGUUAUUGCUACCUCGCUUCUUGCCUAUGUCCCGUUGUUGUGGCUACCUCGCUUCUUGCCUGUGUCCCGUUGUUGUGGCUACCUCACUUCUUGCCUAUGCCCCGUUGUUAUUGCUACCUUGCUUCUUGCCUAUGUCCCGUCGUUAUUGCUACCUCGCUUCUUGCCUAUGUCCCGUUGUUGUGGCAAUCUCACUUCUUGCCUGUGUCCCGUCGUUAUUGUUUAUACUUUCUUUGGAUUUAAUGUCCCGUUGUUGUGGCUACCUCAUACUUUUUUGCCUAUGUCCUGUUUUGUUGCUAUCAUGUUUCUAG
Messenger RNA from Acanthosepion pharaonis, 492 nucleotides. Lineage: Eukaryota; Metazoa; Mollusca; Cephalopoda; Sepiida; Sepiidae. The record is from the annotation of a GenBank genome assembly.